UGGAACUCAGUCUGCAUUGAUAAGUUUUAUCAUCAACACAACACCUCUUAGGAUAUUACCUACCUUCAAUGGCAAAGAAACAUGUCAAGUACUACGGGGUUGACGCAUUCACGGAGACAGCAUUCAAAGGGAAUCCAGCAGCAGUGUGUUUCUUAGAAGAAGAUAAAGAUGAUGAAUGGUUGCAAUCAUUAGCUGCUGAAUUCAAUGUCUCUCAAACAUGUUAUUUGACUCCUAUUCAUGGAACCUCUAUUCCUCGUUUUGGUCUGAAAUGGUUUACUCCUAUUGUUGAGGUUAAUCUUUGUGGCCAUGCCACAUUGGCAGCUUCACACAUACUUUUUUCAUCUGAUUUGGUGAACAACAGUGUUAUUGAAUUUGUGACAUUAUCUGGAGUUUUAACUGUUAAAAAGAUCCCUUCGAUCGAUGUGGUUGGUGUGCCAAAUUUGCUGAAUGGUAAAGCUCCUCCGGUUGGAUUUUACAUUGAGUUGGAUUUUCCUGCUUAUUAUCCUAUUACAAAAUUAUACCACGAUGACAUUUCAAUCAUUGAUGAGGCAUUGAAUGGUGCUUCCAUUAUUGAUAUGAAGAGGACAGAAUUUGCAGAUGAUUUACUUGUUGUUCUCACAUCUGGAAAAAUUGUCUUAGAAGUACAAGCACAAUUUGAUGCACUAGCUAAAUUAUCUGGAAGGGGAGUAAGUGUUACAGGGAUUGCACCUCCUGAGUCAGGAUUUGACUUCUACAGUCGAUUCUUCUCCCCAAAGUUUGGAAUCAACGAGGAUCCUGUUUGUGGGACUGCACAUUGUGGUUUGGCACCCUAUUGGAGCGAGAAACUGGGGAAGUGUGAUUUAAAAGCUUAUAUGGCAUCAACUAAAGGAGGAGCUCUUAACAUUCAUGUUGAUAAACAGAAACAAAGGGUGUUUUUGCGUGGGAAGGCCGUAACGGUGAUUGAAGGGUAUGUUCUGGUUUAAUCGUGUUUUGUGUGGGAGAAGCUUUACAAUCAAAGAAUAAACGUGAACAUUUUGUGUAUUUCAUAUUCAUAAACCAUUGUGUGUGAGUGUUGUAGAAUUUAUUGAUUUGAAUAAAUUGGUCUUGCUUAUGGGUUGGCAUCACCUAGUGGAAUAGUGGUUCGUAUUCAUCCUAUGUAUGAGCAGAGGAAAAGGAUAUUGAUGUUUGUAAAGCUUGUUAAUGUCAUGAAUCUAUUGGACGUCUUUUAUUU
This is a messenger RNA of Medicago truncatula (barrel medic), 1210 nucleotides long. RefSeq lists its product as uncharacterized. Gene Ontology annotation, molecular function: isomerase activity. Gene Ontology annotation, biological process: biosynthetic process. Gene Ontology annotation, cellular component: cytoplasm. The coding region runs from base 69 to 962 and encodes 297 amino acids. The transcript has 6 exons. NCBI's taxonomy places the organism in Eukaryota, Viridiplantae, Streptophyta, Magnoliopsida, Fabales, Fabaceae. The record is from RefSeq and is a predicted model, not a curated record.